AUGUCGAACGAUAUUCCUAUUGACUUUACUGAAUUGACUCAGUUGACUCAAUUGGGAAUCCCACAAACUUCUUUGGAUUUCAAAUCAACAACUUUGGAAUCUGAUCACUACAUAUGUGUACGUGAAUCUGGAGCUCAAGGAAACACCGUGGCAAUUGUCAAUUUGAAAAAUAACAAUGAAGUGACUAGAAAAAAUAUGACAGCUGAUAAUGCCAUUAUGCACCCUAAGGAAUUUGUCAUUUCAUUGAGAGCAAAUGGUACCACUUUACAAAUUUUCAAUUUGGGAUCAAAACAAAGAUUGAAGGCUUUCACUAUGGAUCAACCAGUGAUAUUUUGGAAAUGGCUUGAUGAUACCCAUUUAGGGUUAGUGACACAAUCAUCAAUUUAUUAUUGGAAUGUUUUUGAUGGAACCAACAAUGGACCAACCAAAUUGACUGACAGACACCACACAUUGAACAAUUGUCAAAUCAUAAAUUUUGUUGCUGAGCCUGAUUUAAAUUGGUUUGCCGUUACUGGUAUCGCCCAGGAAGAAGGUCGUAUUGCUGGUCACAUCCAAUUAUACUCAAAGUCGAGAAAUGUUUCACAAGCCAUUGAAGGUCAUGUAUGUAAAUUUGCUUCUAUAUCUUUAUCUGGCGGCGUUCAACCAACUAAAGUUUUCUGCGUUGGUAACAAGAAUGCUCAAGGUCAAGGUAAUAUGCACAUUAUUGAAAUUGAUCAUGUUGAUGGCAAUCCCCAAUUUCAAAAGAAAGUGGUUGACAUUUUCUUCCCACCUGAUGCUUCCAAUGAUUUCCCAAUCAGUUUACAAGCUUCUAACAAAUACGGUAUUGUUUAUGUAUUGACCAAAUACGGGUUCAUUCACUUGUAUGAUAUGGAAACUGGGGCCAACUUGUUUGUCAACAGAAUAACUGCUGAUCCAGUAUUCACUGCUUCUAGUUAUAACGAUGGCACUGGUUUGAUAACUAUCAACAAGGCAGGUCAAGUUUUAAGUGUUGAAGUUUCCCGCGACAAGAUCAUUCCUUAUGUAUUGGAUAAAUUAUCAAAUGUUCCAUUGGCUUUGGCAUUAUCAUCUCGUGGUGGUUUCCCUGGAGCUGAAAACUUGUUCCAACAACAAUUCCAAACUUAUUUGAACCAAGGCGAUUACAGCAAUGCAGCUAAAGUUGCAGCCUCAUCCGAACAAUUACGUACUCAGGACACCAUCAACAAAUUGAAGAAUAUUACUCCUCAACCAGGCCAAAUAUCACCAAUUUUGCAAUAUUUCUCCACUUUGUUGGAUAGAGGAACUUUGAACAAAUUUGAAUCGAUUGAAUUGGCCAAACCAGUCUUACAACAAGAUCGUAAACCAUUGUUUGAAAAAUGGUUGAAAGAAGACAAAUUGACAUCUUCAGAAGAAUUGGGUGAUAUAGUCAAGUCUUACAAUGAUACAACUUUGGCACUUGCUGUGUAUAUUAGAGCCAAUGUAAAUAUCAAAGUGGUUUCUUGUUUGGCUGAAUUGGGUCAAUUUGACAAAAUUUUACCAUACUGUCAAAAAGUUGGUUACAAUCCAGAUUACACCAAUUUGAUUCAAAACUUGGUUAGAGUCAAUCCAGAUAAGGCCAGCGAAUUUGCCACUUCCUUAUUAUCCAGUCCCGAUGCUAACUUAAAUGUUGAACAAAUUUCUGACUUGUUCUUUUCACAAAACUACAUUCAACAAGGUACUGCAUUCUUGUUGGAUGCUUUGAAAAACGACACUCCAGCUGAAGGUCACUUGCAAACCAAAGUUUUGGAAAUCAACUUGUUACAUGCACCUCAAGUUGCUGACGCCAUUUUGGGCAAUCAUAUGUUCAGCCAUUAUGAUAAACCAACUAUUGGUAAAUUAUGUGAGAAAUCAGGAUUAUUCCAAAGAGCUUUGGAACAUUACGACGAUUUGAAGGAUAUCAAGAGAGUUAUUGUACACACCAAUGUUUUACCAAGCGAUUGGUUAGUUUCUUAUUUUGGCCAAUUGAAUGUUGAUCAAUCUGUUGCUUGUAUCAAAGAGUUAUUGAGUAACAAUAUGCAACAAAACUUGCAAGUGGUUAUUCAAGUGGCUACCAAAUACUCAGACUUGAUUGGUGCCGCCAAAUUGAUUAAAAUUUUUGAAGAGUACAAGUGUACUGAAGGAUUGUACUAUUAUUUGAGUUCAAUUGUUAAUUUGACCCAGGACCCAGAUGUCGUUUUCAAAUAUAUCCAAGCUGCAGCUAGAAUGAAUCAAACCAAGGAAAUCGAAAGAGUGGUUAGAGACAACAAUGUUUAUAAUGGUGAAAAAGUGAAGAACUUUUUGAAGGAAUUCAAAUUGGAUGAUCAAUUACCUUUAAUCAUUGUUUGUGAUAGAUUCAACUUUGUUCAUGAUUUGAUUUUGUAUUUGUACAAAAAUCAAUACUUCAAGUUUAUUGAAGUUUAUGUUCAAUCAGUUAAUCCUGCCAAUACUCCACAAGUUGUUGCAGGUUUAUUGGAUGUUGAUUGUGACGAAAACAUCAUUAAAGGCUUGUUAAUGUCUGUUUUGGGUAGAGUUCCAAUCAAGGAAUUGGUUGAAGAAGUAGAAAAGAGAAACAGAUUGAAAAUCUUGUUACCAUUCUUGGAAAAAACAUUAGAAGGUGGAUCUAACGAUCAAGAAGUAUACAACACUUUAGCUAAAAUCUACAUUGAUUCCAACAAUUCACCAGAAAAGUUUUUGCAAGAAAACAACAAUUACGAUACAUUGGUUGUUGGUAAAUACUGUGAAAAAAGAGACCCAUAUUUGGCUUACAUUUCUUAUUCUAAAGGUGGCAACGAUGAUCAAUUGAUCUCUAUUACCAAUGAAAAUAAAAUGUACAAGUACCAAGCUAGAUAUUUGUUAUCCAAAUCUGACAUUGAGUUAUGGAACAAAGUGUUAAGCUCCGACAAUAUCCACAGAAGACAAUUGGUUGAUCAAGUCAUUUCCACUGGUAUUCCAGAAUUGGAUGACCCAGAACCAAUCUCAAUCACUGUUAAGGCAUUUAUGGAAAAUGAUUUACCAGAAGAGUUGAUGGAAUUAUUAGAAAAGAUUAUUUUGGAACCAUCUCCAUUCAGUGAAAAUGCAUCAUUACAAGGAUUAAUGAUUUUGACUGCUAUCAAAGCUGAUUCAUCCAAAGUUUCAAGCUAUAUUGAGAAAUUAGACAAAUUUGACCCUAAUGAAAUUGCUCCAUUAUGUAUUGACAAUGGAUUGAAUGAAGAAGCAUUUGAAGUUUACGACAAGUUUGAAUUGAGAUCAGAAGCUAUGAAGGUUUUGGUUGAAGAUAUUGUUUCAUUAGACAGAGCUGAGCAAUAUGCUGAAAAAUACGACACCCCUGAAUUAUGGUACCAAUUGGGUACUGCACAAUUGGAUGGUUUGCGUAUUCCAGAGGCAAUUGAUUCCUAUGUUAAAUCUAAAAACCCAGAGAAUUUCGCUCAAGUGAUUGAAAUUGCUGAACAUGCUGGAAAGGAAGAAGAAUUGAUUACUUUCUUGGAUAUGGCAAGGGAAACAUUAAGAGAGCCAGUUGUUGAUGGAGCCCUUAUUAAUGCCUAUGCCACUUUGGACAGAUUGAGUGAUAUGGAGAAGUUUGUUGGUGGCUCCAAUGUUGCUGAUUUGGAAGCUAUUGGUGACAAGUUGUUUGAAGCCAAGAAUUAUAAAGCUGCUAAAGUUUUGUAUUCCAAUGUUUCUAAAUAUGCCAAAUUAGCUACUACUUUGGUGUAUUUGGGUGAUUACCAAGGUGCUGUUGAUUGUGCUAGAAAAGCUUCUAACACUCAAGUUUGGAAACAAGUUAACAGUGCUUGUAUUGAAAACAAAGAAUUCAGAUUGGCUCAAAUUUGUGGUUUGAAUUUGAUUAUUGAUGCUGAGGAAUUACCUGAAUUGGUCAAGACUUAUGAAUACAAUGGUUAUUUCAAUGAAUUAAUUGCGCUUUUCGAGAAUGGGUUGAGUUUGGAAAGAGCUCACAUGGGUAUGUUUACUGAAUUAGCCAUCUUAUAUGCUAAAUACUCCCCAGAAAAAGUUAUGGAACAUUUGAAAUUAUUCUGGUCUAGAAUCAAUAUUCCAAAAGUUUUGACUGCAUGUGAAGAUGCACACUUGUACCCAGAAUUGAUCUUUUUGUACUGUCAUUACGAAGAAUGGGAUAAUGCUGCAUUGACAAUGAUUGAAAAAUCAGAAGUUGCAUUUGACCAUUCUUCUUUCAAAGAAAUCAUUGUUAAGGCACCAAACUUGGAAAUUCAUUACAAGGCUAUUCAAUUCUACAUGAAUGAAAACCCAUCAUUGUUAGUUGAUUUAUUGAAAGUGUUAACACCAAAAUUAGAUUUACCAAGAGUUGUUAGAAUGUUUGUUCAAAGUGACAACUUGCCAAUGAUCAAACCAUUUUUGAUUUCUGUUUUGGAUAAGAACAACUCUGUUGUUAAUUCUGCUUACCACGAUUUGUUAAUUGAAGAAGAAGAUUAUAAAUCUUUAAGAUCAUCUAUUGAAAAUGAAAGCAACAAUAGAUUCAAUAAAUUGGAUUUGGCCGAAAGAUUAGAAAAGCAUGAUUUGAUUUUCUUCAGACAGAUUGCUGCUACUUUAUACACCAAAGAAAAGAAAUUCAAUAGAGCCAUUUCAAUUUUGAAAACUGAUAAAUUAUGGCCCGAUUUAUUGAGAACAGUUGCUGCUUCCAAAUCUAAAAAGAUUGCUCAUGAAUUAUUGGAUUACUUUGUUGAAACAGGUAAUCAUGAAUGUUUUGUUGCCUUGUUGUAUACUUCCUAUGAAUUUAUUGCUAAUGAUUACGUGGUGGAAUUAUCAUGGUUGCACAACUUGUCCAACUUUAUCAAACCAUAUGAAAUUUCCAUUGCUUAUGAAAAUCAAAAGAAAUUGAAUGAAGUAUAUCAAGAUUUACAAAAGAGAAAAGAAUCAGAAAGACAACAAGAAGAAGAACCAGGUGUUGGCCAACCAUUGAUGCUUACUAAUGGACCAAUGAGUUAUCAAGGUACUGGUGCCACUGGAAUAGGUUAUCAACCAACUGGUGCUGGGUUUGGUAAUGCAUUCUAA
Messenger RNA from Candida dubliniensis CD36, 5016 nucleotides. It is a transcript of the gene CHC1, whose product is annotated as clathrin heavy chain. Lineage: Eukaryota; Fungi; Ascomycota; Pichiomycetes; Serinales; Debaryomycetaceae. Gene Ontology annotation, molecular function: clathrin light chain binding; structural molecule activity. The record is from RefSeq and is a predicted model, not a curated record. Gene Ontology annotation, cellular component: clathrin complex; actin cortical patch; clathrin coat of coated pit. The coding region runs from base 1 to 5016 and encodes 1671 amino acids. The transcript has a single exon. Gene Ontology annotation, biological process: receptor-mediated endocytosis; intracellular protein transport; Golgi to endosome transport.